CGCAGACUAGGAGUACACCUACUAGAGGCACACAGCCGCAACGAAGUCAACUUUUCAACUGAGCCUUCCGUCAAACUCCUGCUGGACAGCCUUUAAUCUGCCCAAAUGGCUAAAGGACUCAACAUACCGACAGCAAUGAUGGCCCUUCUUGGUAUCGCUCCCUGGGCGGUGUACCUGGGAGGUCUUGCGAAAUUGACCGACGUCUUAACCGACUUCGAUUUUCGUCAGGUUACAAAGCAAUAUGUUAUCAUGCUCGAGUGGUACAUCGUCAGCUCCCAGCUGAUCAACCUUAUUAUCAUCGUCAUCCUCGGUUUCGCGAAUGGCUUGCACCGAGCGCAUUCCUUUUUGAACAUGUUCCUCGCCGUUGCGUCGACUCUGAUGAUCCUGCAAGCCACCCUACGAGUACAGGAGAUCAACGCCGUACGCGAUGGCAUUGUUCUACCGGGUGACGCUGUUGUAACUCGACUCCUUGGCAUGAAGGAUAGUCCCCUGCCGUACCUCCGGGCCAUGGCGACUGGGCAGAUCGCCACCGCGACAUGGAACUUCUUCCUAGCAAUUCUCAUUAGCUUUGCUGGUACUGAGGCGGCUGUGCGCUCUAAGAGUCCCGAUGCCCAGGGUCAAAAGGCAAUGAUGGCAUAGGGGCAUCUGCGAUCCUUGCCCACAGGGGCUACAGGUUUUGUGACAGGAAAGGCGUUUCAUAUCAUUAGCCAUAUUGAACAUUACAAGCGCGUCUUGCUGGACUGAGCAGAUCUGAUAUGGGUUUCCCACGCUUUGAGCAUAUGAUGGACGCUUUGAAGUGGGAACCUGAACGUCCGGCGAAGAUGCUGGAACGUAUGUGGUCCCACCGCAACUCUAUCGUCCCCUUUGAUCGUUUCUCUUUUAUAACUUGCUUUGUCUGAAUUGCAAGGUAGGAUGCUGCUUAUAGGCAAUGUGGCAGCCCUUGCGCCCUCGGGCUCGUAUUGGGCGGUUUGCAGGGUAUGCACCGCCACGACCACGUAACACACAUAUCGUUAAGCCAUGCUUCUAUGCUACCGUACGCAACGGUCGUAUUCAGCAUAUUAAGCAUACGAUAUACAUCGAUGUAUGUGUCAAUUUAACUGCGACGUUGGGUAUCUAUAACGCUGAGACCGUAGAUUGUUCCCGUGCAAGGCAUGAGGUAACAUAGGCUGUAUCGCUAUUGUGCUAUCGUUUCAACGUUUGGAACUGUCCUAAAGUCGGCGAAAGUCGCGUUGAGCCUGCACCUUGGUUCGUCCAGGUUUACGGGCCUCGAGUGCCCUGCUGGAAUACAAAGCUAUAAAACGCUGGUUUAGGUGUCGAUGAUGUUAAGGGUUAGGCGUCGAUGAUUUACACCCUGCACUAAGGUGCGGUAUGCGCCCCCUUGAUCCCGUCGGAUGCAUUGUAAAACGAUUUUUAUC
Volvox carteri f. nagariensis is the source of this 1415-nucleotide messenger RNA. RefSeq lists its product as uncharacterized. NCBI's taxonomy places the organism in Eukaryota, Viridiplantae, Chlorophyta, Chlorophyceae, Chlamydomonadales, Volvocaceae. The record is from RefSeq and is a predicted model, not a curated record. The transcript has 3 exons. The coding region runs from base 106 to 639 and encodes 177 amino acids.